AUGGUUAAGUCAAUGGAGCGUGUGAAGCAUCGUUUUUACUGGGUUGGAUGGAGACGGGACGUUUCUCGCUUUGUUUCAUACUGUGAGGCAUGUAAUGUCAUCAAACGCCCACACAAGAAGAUACCAGUCCCUCUGACACAGCAGCUUUUCGAGAAGCUUGGUGUUUCCCGUAGCCUCACGACGCCGUACAACCCCAAGAGGAAUGGGCUUGUUGAAAACUUUAAUAAGAUUUUAAAGAGCAUGCCGAAGACGUUUGUUUAUGACCAUAAGGAAAGUACAGGACAAUGGGAUGUCAUGUUGCCAAUCUUUCUUAUGGCGUACAGGUCAUCAGUACAUGGUAGUACCGGAGAGACUCCCCACUUCAUGCUAACUGGACGAGAGAUGAAGGUGCCGAUAGACCUGCUGUACACGAAGCCGUCUGAAGACAUGACGUUUAUUCCAAUCUACGUCAGGCAGCUAGACGAUAGGCUCAACAAGGCAUAUGCUCUAGUAAGGAAUAACCUGAAAUCGGUUCAGCGGAUUCAGAAGAAAAGAUACGAGACCAAUAGUCCCGAGUAUAGAUCACUGAAGGAGGGCAACUUUGUUUGGUACUAUAACCCGAGAAAGGCGUUUAAAGGAGAUAAGCACUUACCAUGGAAGGGACCCUAUUUGGUUAAAGGUAUCCAGGAGGAUUUUACUGUGACCAUACAGUUGAAUCCAGAGGGAGAAUUGUACAGGACUCAUGCCGACAAGUUGCGAAUAGCACAGGGUGUUGACAUGGAAAAGUGGAUGUGCAAUGUGUUCUGA
Messenger RNA from Lineus longissimus, 786 nucleotides. RefSeq lists its product as uncharacterized. Gene Ontology annotation, molecular function: nucleic acid binding. The record is from RefSeq and is a predicted model, not a curated record. The coding region runs from base 1 to 786 and encodes 261 amino acids. The transcript is spliced from 2 exons. NCBI's taxonomy places the organism in Eukaryota, Metazoa, Nemertea, Pilidiophora, Heteronemertea, Lineidae. Gene Ontology annotation, biological process: DNA integration.